Molecule: messenger RNA, 1803 nt
Organism: Akanthomyces muscarius
Lineage: Eukaryota; Fungi; Ascomycota; Sordariomycetes; Hypocreales; Cordycipitaceae
Exons: 8
Coding region: 1-1803 (600 amino acids)
Biological process (GO): regulation of DNA-templated transcription
Molecular function (GO): DNA-binding transcription factor activity, RNA polymerase II-specific; zinc ion binding
Source: RefSeq, a predicted model, not a curated record
AUGGACCCGCCAGCUUCACGCUUCUUCUAUCCCGGUACCGACCGGGAGGCGAACGACUUCGCACAGGUCCAACAGGUGACCCCCCCCGGUGCAGUGGAUGAUAGUCCAGCCUGCUUGGGGUCCAAUCACCCGGACUGUACAGCAGGUCCUCAAGAGCCUGAUGGAUAUGAACGCCUGACUGACGACCAGCGUAAUUAUGACCCAAAUCAGCAGUAUGCAGCUGAAAAGACUUCUUUGGCGCUUUCAACUGAUGUCCGUCCGUUUCCCACGUAUCAUGCGUGGGAAGCUGAUGCCGGCAGAUAUUCCAAUCAGAAUGUCGUAAGGCCGCAUGGAUUCGACGGACAACAGCUGUUUGGGCCCGAACCCACCACGAACCCUUCCAACUCACCACAAAACCCUUGUUCGCUCAGUUCAGGUUCUGAAACCGACCGAAUUCCGAUUUCGGUAUACACUGUUCUACACCGAGCACAACCCCAGCCAGAAAUUGCGCAUACGCAGUGGAGCGGACCGCGGCCGGGAAAGCGUGGCCCCUUUAGAGACCCAGGCCUUCGCCAAGAAACGGCACACACAAGGAAGAUUGGAUGCUGCAUACGAUGCAGAAUGCAAAGAAUACGUUGCGACAAAAACCCUGAAGAUCCCGAUGGCAUUUGUCUCACUUGCACAAAAGUUACGAUUAUAAAGAAAGGCCAACUUCCCUGCUUACGCUACAAGAUUGCUGAUAUAGCGUUGUACAAAUCCGGGGAGGUGCCUGGGUUCGAGUGGACCAGGCGGUGGUCGAAUGAGUUGUCUGAUCCAAUUGAUACAUGGGCAUCCCCCGAAAUCAGGACCAUCCAUGUCUCGGAGGGCUACUCUGACAGUUCUGUGGAAUUGCAAGUUCGUCGAUUUGUCCCCGCGGAGGGUGACAAAUUGGUGAGGACGUGGGACUACAAGGGUGUCAAGAAGUCCGCCAGCAUACCCCCAUUUGCCCUCGUCGACACGCACAAGGCCAGAAAGGCUUUCGCCAGACACAUCGAUGCCUGCAUAAAUGAUACCUUGAAAAAUAUCACGGGGUCAAUAAAAGGGUCAUCGGUCAAGAUGAUGACGAGGACAUAUUUCGAAGCCCAUCGUCUCGCUCAAAAAAGCGAUAUUCCGCAGGAGGUAUCCAACAUUCUGCAGUCUACAUUCAGACUGUGGACAUCGACGAGGUUGAACACAAUCUCGUGCUUCAUUGUGGGCGACGACACUCUGGGUAUGCCGAAAGAUAUACUGGAUGAGACCAGCCCUACCCCGGGCAAGGUUCCAUUGCCGCCAGUCAUGGGCGCGCAGCUCAAUCUGAUGAUGAUUCACGAAAUUCAGGCAAGGCUACGAAAGACAGUCCUAGACCAGCUGCAAACGAUUGUCCUGAAGAACAAGCACAACACCUGGCUGGUCACGUACUUUGUGGAUUUUAUACUGUUGCACAAUGCAUCCAUGAUCAUCGCUCAUGAUGUAGGCUAUGCAAAGAAGCAUGGUAUUGGUCGACGCUUCGCCCGCGAAGACAAGGUCCAGGAGUACCAUGUUGGAGCAAAUAUUGUUCUUGGAUACUUCCACUACUGCAACAAGGGUCUAUAUCCAUUUUCUGACGAGUGCAACGAGUCAGAAUUGAGAAGCUUGGCAGAAUUGACCGAGCAUGAGCUCGGGCUUGUUCGUGCCACGGCAGCAUAUGUAAAAUUCCGAGAGGUGGAAUGGAAGAAAUUGCGGGAUUCGGAGGAAUAUGAUCACCCUGAAUACUACAUUUCACAGAUGUUUGAGCAAAGUUGGUAUCCAAGGUCCAUGGUUGUUUAA